AUGGAUCCCCACUCCUCCGCCGCGCGCCGCACCGCCGUUCUCGCCGGCCACCUCCUCCGUGGCUCCGCCCCCGCCGACGGCCUCUCCUCCGCCUUGAUCGAGCCCGCCGCCUGCCUCCACUACUCCCCUCCCGAGCUCUCCGAGCAGCCCCCGUCCUUCGACACUGCAUCGCUGCGUCGCGUCCUCGAUGGCCACGACACCGAGGGGCGGGACUGGCUGUUCCGGCUAAUGGAGGAGAGCUCGCUCUUCUGCCCCCGCCGCCGCGGCAACAGGACCUUCGUCGCGCCGGACUACAACCAGACCAUGGAGCAGCAGCGGGCGGUCACGAUGCGGCGGAUUGAGUACCUGCUCGCUAACGGCGUGUUCGAGGGCUGGCUCACGGGGAGCGGCCCGGAGGCGUUGAUGAGGAAGUUCGCCUUCUUCGAGUGCAUUGGAAUAUUCGAUCACUCCCUCGCGAUCAAAUUAGGUGUUCAUUUCUUUCUCUGGGGGGGGGCAGUCCAAAUUUUUGGCACAAAGCAUCAUCAUGACAAAUGGCUGAAGGCUGCUGAGAAUUAUCAGGUUCAGGGCUGUUUUGUGAUGACCGAGUUGGGGCAUGGAAGUAAUGUCAGAGGACUUGAGACUAUCGCGACUUAUGAUGCAAACGCAGGAGAGUUUGUGAUAAACACUCCCUGUGAAUCAGCACAGAAGUAUUGGAUAGGAGGAGCUGCUAAUGAUGCAACACAUGCAGUAAUCUUCUCUCAGCUCCUUAUAAAUGGGACCAACCAAGGGGUGCAUGUAUUUAUAGCACAAAUCAGAGAUGCAGAAGGAAAUGUUUGUCCCAAUGUUCGCGUCGCUGAUUGUGGUCAUAAAAUUGGCUUGAAUGGUGUUGAUAAUGGCCGGAUCUGGUUUGAUAAUUUCAGAGUCCCUCGGGAGAACUUGCUAAACUCAGUUGCUGAUGUAUUGCCUGAUGGGCGAUAUGUGAGCCCAAUAAAAGACCCAGAUCAGAGGUUCGCAGCUCUUCUUGCGCCGCUAUCAUCUGGGCGUGUGAAUAUUGCAGCACUUGCUGUUUGUAUAUCAAAGGUGGGUUUAUCAAUUGCUGUGAGAUAUGCUUUGACAAGGCGGGCUUUUUCCAUAUCAGCUAGUGUUCCUGAAGUUCUGUUGCUGGAUUAUCCUUCUCAUCAACGGCGCCUCUUACCGCUGAUUGCAAAGACUUGCGCUAUGAGUUCCACGACCAACUUUUUGAAAAGAUUAUUCACUAAGAGGACUCGAGAAAGCAAUAAGAGUAUUCACAUAUACUGCAGUGCUUUCAAAGCUACACUCUCAUGGCAUACCAUGAGAGUACUUCAGGAGUGUCGUGAAGCCUGCGGUGGCCAAGGCUUGAAAACAGAGAACCGUGUUGGUAUCUUAAAAGGUGAAUAUGAUGUUCAGUCUACCUUUGAGGGAGAUAACAACGUAUUGAUGCAACAGGUGAGCAAAGCACUUCUUGCAGAAUAUAUAGCAGCACAUAAGAGGAAGAGUCCAUUCAAAGGCUUGGGAUUGGAACACAUGAAUGAUCCUUGCCCGAUCAUUCCAUCUAAUCUAAAUAGCUGUACCCUUAGAAGCAGCAAGUUCCAGCUCGACCUGUUCUGCUUGAGGGAAAGAGAUUUGUUUGGUCGAUAUGCUAAUGAAGUGUCUCAAUAUCAAGCUCAGGGAGAAACCAAAGAAAAAGCAGUUCUCCUGAGCUAUCAACUCGCCGGCGAUUUGGCAAGGGCCUUCGCUGAACGCUCAAUAUUGCAAAUUUUCAUUGAUGAUGAGAUGGCCCAGCCUGCUGGACCACUAAAGGAUAUAUUAGGGUUGUUGAGAUCGAUGUAUGCCUUGAUCUGUACGGAAGAAGAUGCAUCUUUUCUUCGUUAUGGGUACUUAUCGCUUGACAAUGCUGCUGUUGCAAGGAAAGAAGUCAUGAAGCUGUGUUAUGAGUUGAGGCCGCAUGCACUUUCUGUGGUUAGCUCCUUCGGGAUCCCUGACGCCUUCCUGAGCCCCAUUGCUUUCGACUGGAUUCAAGCCAAUUCUUGGUCUUCCCUCAACGAGGAAUAAGAUUGCAGUCAUCCUCUUGUAGCAUAAACUGGCAAUAAUCUAGGGAUGA
Messenger RNA from Musa acuminata subsp. malaccensis (wild Malaysian banana), 2101 nucleotides. RefSeq names its product acyl-coenzyme A oxidase 3, peroxisomal-like. Gene Ontology annotation, biological process: lipid homeostasis; fatty acid beta-oxidation using acyl-CoA oxidase. The record is from RefSeq and is a predicted model, not a curated record. Gene Ontology annotation, molecular function: fatty acid binding; acyl-CoA oxidase activity; FAD binding. Gene Ontology annotation, cellular component: peroxisome. NCBI's taxonomy places the organism in Eukaryota, Viridiplantae, Streptophyta, Magnoliopsida, Zingiberales, Musaceae.